This is a messenger RNA of Clonostachys rhizophaga, 903 nucleotides long. NCBI's taxonomy places the organism in Eukaryota, Fungi, Ascomycota, Sordariomycetes, Hypocreales, Bionectriaceae. The record is from the annotation of a GenBank genome assembly.
AUGGAGCCAGGGGACGUUGCCAUCACGUUCCUGUCAACCGGCAAGGUAAGGAUCAAGACGUCUAUGAAAAGCCAGCCUAUCGAAAACAAAAACACGAUCCUCCGGCGAAUGAGGUCAUUCUUCGAUCAGUCAUGGUCAGAUGAGCUGCCUGUUGGAGUCUUUUUAAUCUCUCACCCGGACGGGCCGAUCCUUUUCGAUACUGGAGAAUCACCUCUGUGUAACGAUCCCGGUUACCAUAGCAUGUUGAGUACUGGGAGAUUCUUUGCUCAAACGGUCAUCGGGAAAGAUGAGGGAAUUGUAUCACAGCUAAAGGCACGAGGAGUUGACCCCAAAACUCUCCAAGCCAUUGUCCUCAGUCAUCUCCAUGGAGACCACGCCGGAGGAUUACCCGCACUGCUUGAGGAAGCCCCAGACGUUCCCGUGUAUACAACCAAAGAUCACUGGGACGCCUUUGGGAACUCUCCCAUCCAUGCGACCAUCAAUGGAUGUGCCCCGCAACACUGGCCGAAGAACUUCAAGCCGCGGAUUCUUGAGAAAACGCAGAAGACCAUUGGCCCAUGGGCAUCGCACUAUCCGAUCACGAAAGAUGCCUCGGUUGUCGCGGUCGACACGCCAGGUCAUGUCCCGGGACACAUCUCGCUCAUUGUCUGCGCGAAGAACGACAACCAGGAUCCCACCAACUUUUUCUUGGUCGGAGAUGCCACAUACAGCAUCGAGGAUCUGGACAGUGAGCAGCCUGACGGCAUCAACGACGACCCGGAAACGGCCUUUCGAAGCCUGCAACAGAUUAAGCAGUACGCGAGGCUCCAUGAUGUGGUCAUGUUGCCGAGUCAUGAUCCGAAUACACCAGAAAUGCUGAAUCAGCGGACUCUGUAUCGGCCGACGGAUGCGAGUAAAGCAUGA